Messenger RNA from Sebastes umbrosus (honeycomb rockfish), 4704 nucleotides. RefSeq lists its product as uncharacterized. The record is from RefSeq and is a predicted model, not a curated record. Gene Ontology annotation, molecular function: protein binding; GTP binding. Bases 143 to 3952 code for a protein of 1269 amino acids. NCBI's taxonomy places the organism in Eukaryota, Metazoa, Chordata, Actinopteri, Perciformes, Sebastidae. The transcript is spliced from 4 exons.
UGUGUAGGCGUUUCUCUCUCAGAGACCAUAUAACUCCUGAAACUACGGCACUGCCUCAGAGGAUCACACACAUUUCUGCUGAGGAAGCGUUGUUGGUCCAGACCUGAAGUCAGUGGAGCAGGAGCUGUUAAGUGUGUAGAAGAUGGACCCUGAAGGCGGCAGAACGAUGGAGGUGGCGGCGCUCGGCCGGCCAUUCAGCCUCGGGAUGUUGUACGACUGCCGCCAAGAUUCACUGGUCCCUGGCUUGACACUGUGGGACUGCAAUGACCUGGAAAAAGAUACAAGAGAAAGACCAAAACCUAGCAGCGACUUUGAGAUAGUUGCAUCUGAAUCAAUUGCAGAUAAAUCUUCAGCGCUAAAGGUUGAAGCCUCUCUGAAAGCAAGUUUCUUAGGUGGACUGGUUGAGGUUGAAGGAUCGGCGAAAUACCUGAACGAUCAUAAGACUUCCAAAAAUCAAGCCAGAGUAACACUGAAUUACAAAACUACCACAAAGUUCCAGGAACUGUCGAUGAAUCAUCUUGGAAGAGGCAAUGUGAAGCAUCCAUAUGUCUUUGAUAAAGGAAUAGCAACACAUGUAGUCACUGGUAUCCUUUAUGGGGCACAAGCCUUCUUUGUCUUUGACCGUGAGGUGUCUAAAAAGGAAGAUCAUCAAGACAUUCAGGGCAACUUGAAAGUCAUGAUCAAGAAGAUUCCUUGCUUUGCGAUAGAAGGUGAAGGUUCGCUGAAAAUGGAAGACAAGGACAAAGAAAAUGUUGAGAAAUUCUCCUGCAGAUUCUUUGGAGACUUUUCCCUUCAGAAACCUCCGACAUCCUUUCAGGAUGCAGUGGAAGUCUACCAAAGUCUGCCAAAAUUGCUGGGAGCCAACGGAGAAAACGCCGUACCGAUGAAAGUCUGGCUGUUGCCACUGACAACUUUAGAUUCUUCUGCUGCUAAACUCGUACGUCAGAUAAGUAUAAGAUUAGUUCAAGAAUCCCAGAGUGUCCUGGAGGACUUCAGUGAGCUGGAAAUGAGGUGCAAUGAUGCAUUAAAAACCACCACUGCACAGCAGUUCCCACAGAUUGGCGGAAAGAUUAAAACUUUUAAAGAGAUGUACUCUGAGUUCAGACUGGAACUCCAACGAACCUUGGCAAAGAAACUUCCAUUAAUCCGAGGAGGAGGAGAAGAGGAGGCUGUGCUCGCUGAGAUCUUGAAGAAGAGAUGCUCUUCUCCUUUCAACAACAAAAACCUGAAAGAGUGGAUGGACUGUAAAGAGAGAGAAGUCUGCAUUUUAAAGUCUUUCACCAACAUUAUGAAAAACACCAAGAUCGUUCCAUCUGAAAAUGGUCUUCAUGAAGAAAUUCUCAGUGCAGAGCAUGCUGUGUGUUUUGUUUUCACCUCGCUGGGAAGUGCUGAACCAUACCUCUCAACUUUAUCAAACUACUUAAAACAAACACCAGACGACCCUCAAGAUCCACGCACUCAGGAUGUAGAGAAGGAACAAUGGUACCUUUCAAACAAAGCAGCAGACACAUUGAGGAAUAAAGCAAAGCUCUUCAGUGACUUUGCAGAGGCCAACAAGGAGAACAAGAACAUUAAGUUCUUGACAGUGGGAUUAACAAAUGAGACACAGAAAGGUUCAAGCAUCUACCUUUAUAAAGACGGCUUUCCAGUCAGUGAGAACUUUGAGCCGCCUUCAAAGCCUGAAACGGUAACAGUAGGUGAUAUAAACCACAACAGUGUGACACUGAAGAUUUCUCCACCCAGAUUUGGAGCAGAGAACAUCACCUCCUACUCGGUUGAGUACUGUGUCACUGGAGAGGAUGGAUGGAAACAGAAGACAGCAUCAACAGCUGAAGAAGUCACAGUAAGCGAUCUGAGUCCUAACACAGAGUAUAUGUUCAGAUGCAGAGCAGUGACCUCAGCAGGUUGGGUUGGGCCAGCCAAAGAAGUCAGUGGUUCCAUUAAAACCUUCCCUUGCAGCCCUCCUGGAAAACCUCAAGUUGAACCAAACUCAAGUGAGAUAUCAGUUAGCUGGGAGAAACCUGCUGAGCUUGGACAAGGUGUCCACAUCUUGAGCUACAUCGUGGAGUACGCCGUAAAGGACAACAGGGUGAAAGAGGAAGAUCUCCAAUGGAGCCAAAUGAUGUCAAGAGCUGAGAAGGCGAUCAUUUCAGGGCUUCAGUUAGAGACAGAAUAUAUUGUCAGGGUCCGAUGUGAUUGUGGUGUAGACGGCAGAAGCAAAGAGAGCAUCACUGUCUGCAAUGUCUGUACAACAAAACGUGAAUUUACACGUCUUGCAGAAUUCCUCAAACAUGUUAGUAAGAGUAUAAAUUCUGGACAUCCCUCACUUUACAAACUACCUCUGACAGAAGAAGAUAUGGACAUCGAUGGAUGCCGGAGGUUUAACUUUGGCAAAGAAAGCAUGAGGCAAAAUCGCACAAUAAUGGUUCUUGGAGCAACCGGAUCAGGAAAGUCCACUUUAAUCAAUGGAAUGAUCAACUACAUCGUUGGUGUGGAGUGGAAGGACACUUUCAGAUUUCAGUUAAUUGAUGAGGAUCAGUCUAGAUCUCAAGCUGAAAGCCAGACCUCUGAAGUCACUGUGUACAAAGUCAACUACCAAGACGGGUUUAAAAUCCCCUUCUCUCUGACUGUUGUGGACACACCAGGGUUUGGGGAUACAAGAGGAAUAGCAAGAGACAGGGAGAUCACCGAGCAAAUCCGGAGGCUUUUCACCUCAGCUAAUGGAGUCAGUGAGAUUGAUGCAGUGUGUUUUGUUACUCAGGCCUCUCUUGCACGACUAACCGCAACACAGCGAUAUGUGUUUGACUCGGUGCUCUCCAUUUUUGGCAAAGAUGUGGCAGAGAACAUUGAGAUGCUGGUGACUUUUGCAGACGGCAAGCAGCCACCGGUUCUUGAGGCAAUAAACGUCUCCCGGGUUCCAUGUCCAAAAAAUGACAUAGGGCUUCCAGUUCACUUCAAGUUCAACAACUCUGCAUUGUUUGCAGACAACAGAAGCAGCAGCGACCGGGCCUGUGGCGAGGAUUCUGAUGAGGACGACAACUUUGACGAAAUGUUUUGGAACAUGGGUGCCAAAAGUAUGGGGAAGUUCUUCACUACUUUGCAAAAAAUGGAAACCAAAAGCUUGCUAAUGACCCGAGAGGUUCUAAAAGAAAGAAAGCACCUUGAAACAGCUGUUGAAGGUUUGCAACCACAAGUUAGAGCUGGAUUAGCAAAACUUGAAGAAAUCAAGACAACCAAAGAAAAGAUUAAAGAGCACGAAACAGUCAUGACUUCAAACGAAAACUUUGAGAUUGAGGUGGAGAUCACAAAAGCGGUCAAGAAACAGCUCACAAAGAAAGGAGAGUACAUCACCAACUGCCAGAAAUGUUCAAUAACAUGCCACUACCCGUGCGCGAUAGCAGAUGAUGAUAAAAAACGUGGCUGCGCAUCAAUGGAUGCGACAGGGAGGUGCACCGUCUGCCCUGGAAAAUGCAUUUGGAGUUUGCAUUUCAACCAGACCUACAGUUGGGAUUAUGUUCAAGUAAAAGAGAAGAAGACGCUGCAAGAGCUGAAAGACAAGUACAAAAAUGCAACGAAAGAAAAGAUUACUAUUCAGGAAGUGAUCGAGAGGCAAGAGGAAGAGAUUGCUCAACUCCAAGACAUGAUCGUGUCCCUCAUGGAUCAGUCGGCUCACUCUAUAACUCGUCUGCAAGAGAUCGCUCUGAGGCCGAACCCUCUGACCACUCCAGAGUACAUCGACAUGCUGAUUGAAGGAGAAAAAUCAGAGGCCAAAGAGGGUUACAAGGCUCGAAUUCAGUCCUUGGAGGCAAUGAGGGACAAAGCAGACAUCAUCUCCAAAGUAAAACGACAGAAACUUACAAAAACGCAGGAGGAAUUGUCCGAAGAAAAACAGGAGCGGAAAAAAAAGAAAGGUGUUGUCCAGAGAGUUACAAAUUAUUUUUUUGGAAAUUAAGGAAAGACAUGACCCGGUUUGCAGUCUGCGGCCACGUUAGCAGCACCGUGAGGUUUUUAUCACAAUAUAAAUCAGAACAAAAGUGUUGGCUGGAUGCAAAAUAAGUCAAAAGUACAGCCGAGUCCCGGUAUGACCAUCAGUAUGUUGACGUGAUUACAACUCAUGUGUACAUUUUGUAUUAUUGAUGGUAACAUGCUAGCAUUCAUUCAUUGCUCCAAAUUUCAGUUUUUAAUUGGCUAAGAGCCACACUCACCUGGAUUUCAUCUCUAAAUGACCUGAAUGUUGUUUAAAUGUGGAAAAUUGCUUCUUAUUUGACACAUAUGUCAUUAAUUGUUGCCACACAGAUGUUUGUCCUCAUGUUUUUUUUUAUUAAUGAUCUAUUUAGUACUUACAAUAUACGUUUCAUAUUUAGAAUCACUAAAUACUUAUGAUUUAGAGAGUUAGAGUUAGAUGUCUGUAACAAAGAUGGUUAACACAAUUUCUGUUUAUUUUACAUAAUUAAAUUGUAGGUGUGCUGUAUCGUUAGUAGGUUAAAGCUGCUUUAACAUGUAUCCUGUAUUUUAACACCAUGAUGCAUUUUGGGUAUUUUUCUUCUUGUUUUGUUUUUUUUAAAAGAAAAGACGUAAAUAAUCUCAUUGAAAUUUGGGUAGAUGUUAAUAUAAUACCAGACGUGGUUUUACUGGAAACCGAGUUUGAAUAUUUCAAUGUUAUGUGAUUGAGUUGUGAUUAAUAAAUUGUAAUAUUUAGUUGAA